AUGGAUGAGCCCUGGCUCAGAGCCUUCAAGGCUCGCGAGCUGAUCGACAGGUCGCAUCUUGUCUUGGAGAACAACCAGCGGGACCCAGACAUCGUCCUGCAGAUGAAAAGGGCGAGGCGAGACAGACUGUGGCGCUACAUCAACUCCAAGGAUAAGCCUCCCCCAAGGUUCCAGCACAGGAGCAGCAACGCCAUGGACGUACCUGCUGUGAUCAGCCAGACGGAGAGAGGGAGGAGUCAGCGCGAUCUGAUCAGAACGAGUGUAUGUGAGAGCUACAUCUCUUCCUGCUGCGAGGAUCAGAGCCUCUUCUUCUCUGAGACCCGCGCGAAUCAGGUUGCUAGCAUGUCGCACCAGAGGAAACUGUCCCGGACGAAGAAGCGAAAGUCGUUCUGGAGCAGCGACAUCUUUGACAUGAGGGACGCGUCUACUGAGCAGAAGCAAGACUUGGCUCGAGUCAUCGAGAGCGUCUCUCCAGAUCACCUGCGCCUCCUCCAACGGCUGUUUGUCCCAGCAGAUCUGCAUGCGAUGGGAGAGGCUCAGUUCUUGACGCACGUCAAGACCCUCGUCCCUUCCCUGCAGGCUGAGACUGAUCAGCUCAGAAUCGUCUUCCGAGAGAUCGACGGGGACGGGGACGGGCGGAUCAGAUGGGCAGAUGUCGCGGAGUUCUUCGCCAGCAACUUGAGUGGGGAGCAGGGAGCGUCAGGGAGUGAGCAGGACGAGGAUGAAACCUCUGUUCACUCCUACCACCUUGCUGAGUCGAUGCCGCUAGUCAAGCUCGCGGCCAGCCCGGUGGAGGGCAUCGCAUGCCUUGUCGACACUGACCACAUCGCUGUCUUCACUCCCGCUAGCGACUCAGUGAAGCUCUACAACGGAGAAACAUUGACGCUGGCGCACGAGAUGGCUGGCCAUCUAGCCUCUGUCGUGCUGGUGUCAGACCUUGAGAGCUCGGACUACAUCGUGACCAGCGGCGCUGACGGCUGCCUCAUCUUCUGGGGGAAGUUCACCUUCCACCUCCGGCAGACAAUCCCGACCCCUCACAUCCUCUCCUGCUCCUUCUGGUGGCCUGAGGGCAUGCAGAGCUCGCAGCUGUUUGUAGGGACGGCAAGCGGCUGCGUCUAUUCAUUUCUUGUGCCCAAGAGCAUCGAGACUGGCGUCCAAGUCGUCGAGCUCUACCAUGUUGCCUCCUCUUCCUAG
Guillardia theta CCMP2712 is the source of this 1194-nucleotide messenger RNA. RefSeq lists its product as hypothetical. The record is from RefSeq and is a predicted model, not a curated record. The transcript has 10 exons. Gene Ontology annotation, molecular function: protein binding; calcium ion binding. The coding region runs from base 1 to 1194 and encodes 397 amino acids. NCBI's taxonomy places the organism in Eukaryota, Cryptophyceae, Pyrenomonadales, Geminigeraceae.